Macroventuria anomochaeta is the source of this 1614-nucleotide messenger RNA. RefSeq names its product cystathionine gamma-synthase-like protein. NCBI's taxonomy places the organism in Eukaryota, Fungi, Ascomycota, Dothideomycetes, Pleosporales, Didymellaceae. Gene Ontology annotation, molecular function: pyridoxal phosphate binding; carbon-sulfur lyase activity. Bases 190 to 1518 code for a protein of 442 amino acids. The record is from RefSeq and is a predicted model, not a curated record. Gene Ontology annotation, cellular component: cytoplasm. Gene Ontology annotation, biological process: transsulfuration. The transcript has a single exon.
ACAGGAUCAGGACAUCAAUUGACUCACUAACAUCUUCUGGCUUCCAUCCUUCCAGGUCUUUCUGACUCUCCUCUUCUUGCAAACGUAAUAACCUCUUCAAGCUCCAUAAUCCUUCUUUGACUCAGUGACCACUUCACUCUUCACUGCUCUCCUCCAAUUCCCACUCCGACAUCCUACCAAACACCGCCCAUGGCGCCACUCCACCCAGCAACCCACGGCAUCCACGCCGACGACUGCACAAACAUCCUCACCGACAUCGCACCUCCCAUCCACACCAGCACCACCUUCCGCUACCCCCGGGACCCGUCAAAACUCACCCCCGUCUCCCCUGAAGAAGGCGAAGUCAUGGACCUCAGCAUGCCCCUUAUCUACUCGCGCUUGGCAUCCGCAAAUAUCAAUCGCCUCGAGACCAUUCUUGCCCCCCUCAUUUUCCCGAGAGCCAAGGAGGAGGAGUAUGAAAAGCUGGCGAACCAUGUUGUGAGUUAUAGCAGUGGAUUGAGCGCGUUCCAUGCGCUCCUUGUAAGUGUGGUGCCGAAAGUCGUCGCAAUCAACGGGGGAUACCACGGCUGUCACGGCGUUCUCGACCUACACAAGCGUAUGCACGGCGUGCGCACCGUAGACCUUCACGCCGACGAGAAAACCUGGGAUGAGAGUGGCAUCGGAAAAGGCGAUCUGGUGCACCUCGAAACACCCCUGAACCCUACCGGCGAAGCCUUCAGCAUCAAGAAGUACGCCGAGCGAGCACAUGCCCGCGGUGCGUUUCUGUCUGUCGACGCGACGUUUGCGCCGCCCGGGCUACAGGAUCCGUUCGCAUGGGGCGCGGAUUUUGUCAUGCACUCCGGCACGAAGUAUAUUGGUGGACACAGCGAUAUGCUGUGCGGUAUACUCGCCACCGCCGCUACUUCGGAGGGACUGAAGAGAGCUCACGGGCUGCGCGCUGAUCGCUUACACCUUGGCGCCGUGCUGGGGAGUCUAGAGGGCUGGUUGGGCGUGCGAAGCCUGCGGACCAUGGAACUCCGCGUGCAGCGGCAGAGUUCGAAUGCCGAUCGCUUAGUAGCCUGGCUCAACGACUCCGUCAACGGGAUCGGAGAGGAUAGCUCAGUCGUGAAGAAGGUCGUGAAUCGCGUUACCCACGCCUCCCUCCAAACCGCCGACUUCAGCUGGUUGAAGGAGCAGAUGCCACAUGGGUUCGGGCCCGUGUUUAGCAUCUACGCACACGACUCUCAGCAAGCGCGCAGUCUGCCGAGUCAUCUGAAGCUGUUCCACCACGCGACGAGUCUGGGCGGUGUGGAGAGUCUGAUUGAGUGGAGGAAGAUGAGCGACGCGGAGGUUGAUGAGCGCUUGUUGCGGGUUAGUAUUGGAGUUGAGAACUGGGAGGAUCUGAAGAACGACUUCUUGAGCGCUUUCAAGGCUCUGGCAGAAGGCAGUGCGAGUAAGGAAAAUGCUACGAAUGGGACGAACGUACAAGUUGGUCAGGAGGGCGCAAAAGUCGAGGGUGCUGGGCAGGGGUCUGUUUGAGAGAUUGGACAUGCAGAAGAGGAAGCACUGUAAAAGCAACGUCCGCAAGAUUUCAGACCGUAGAGUGAAGGAACCAAGUAAAUCCAAAAGUUGAAC